This is a messenger RNA of Chilo suppressalis (striped riceborer), 2431 nucleotides long. Lineage: Eukaryota; Metazoa; Arthropoda; Insecta; Lepidoptera; Crambidae. The record is from the annotation of a GenBank genome assembly.
CCCAGCUGUAUUUGCGGUCUGUCAACGUCAAUGUUGCCGGACGUCAUUUACGUGCUGCAUGCUCUCUCAGUUCAGUCAAUAUUUUUUCGUGGAAAUGCAUGAGUUUUAGUAAAAGUUAUAAGUUAGAAGUAUCAUGAACGCAACAGUGUGACAGACUUUCGACAUCAGCUACUUAUUACCGAUGGAUAGUAUAGAUUUCUCAUAACCUUUAGUUUAUCAUAAAAAGUUUCAAGCAUAGUUUCCAAUUAUUAUUGCGCCUUAAUAGGUUAGGUUUACUGUGGUGUCGAUUACAAAAAAAUGACAUUGCCGGUUGAGAAUGGUUGUAUGAGCUAUGAAGGUAACGGUGAUUGUGGCAGCAGAAAGCCGUCGGUGAAGCAGGCAUAUGCAGAGGGGGGCAUAAAGGCGGGAGCUUCCCGCGUUGCGAGUAUAGCAUACAGCGUCCUCUCGCGGCGUAAGGCGGCGGAAGAGGGCGCUGCGAGGCUAGCCAGGGUUCUGUCAGCGCUCGACCUCACUGCCCUGGGUGUUGGCAGCACCCUGGGCGUGGGCGUCUACGUACUAGCUGGGGAUGUGGCCAAGAACUAUGCAGGACCAGCUGUGGUGCUAUCAUUCUUACUGGCCGCUGUGGCUAGCGUGUUUGCUGGUCUGUGCUAUGCAGAGUUCGGUGCCCGAGUCCCUAAGGCAGGGUCCGCCUAUGUAUACAGCUAUGUGUGUGUCGGAGAAUUCAUAGCUUUCAUCAUCGGUUGGAAUCUCAUACUAGAGUAUAUUAUAGGUGCGGCGUCAGUAGUGAAGGCUUUGAGCGAGUACUUGGACUCGUUGCUGGGCAAAGCGAUGUCCACGCACCUGCAGGCCGCGCUGCCGCUGGACUCGCCGCACCUGGCGCGCUACCCGGAUCUGUUCGCGUUCGCGGUCAUCAUGAUAUUCUCCGUGGCACUCGCGUUCGGUGUGAAAGAGUCGACGAAAUUCAACAAUUUCUGCACCGGCGUCAACCUGUGCGUCGUGCUGUUUGUCAUCAUUUCUGGUUCCUUCAAAGCUGACACGAAGAACUGGCGUAUCCCGGCGUCGGACGUGCCUAAAACUGAAAAGAAGGACUUCGGCGCGGGCGGGUUCGCUCCGUACGGAUUAGCGGGCAUCAUAAAAGGCGCUGCGGUUUGCUUCUACGGCUUUAUUGGUUUCGAUUGCGUGGCUACCGCGGGCGAGGAAGCGCGUCGUCCCCAGAAGACCAUACCCUUCGCGGUGGUCGCUUCUUUACUGGUGGUCUUUCUGGCGUAUUGUGGAGUAUCCUGUGUGCUUACACUCAUGGUGCCUUAUUACAUGCAGGAUGAAAAAGCACCUUUCCCCUUUGUAUACGACCAACUGGGUUGGCCGUGGGCUAAAUAUGCCGUCAGCGUGGGGGCGAUCUGUGCACUAUGCUCAAGUUUGCUGGGCGCUGUGUUUCCUUUACCCCGUAUAAUAUACGCGAUGGCGUCGGACGGGCUAUUGUUCCGGUUUCUGGGACAAGUCAGCGAGCGGUUCCAAACUCCACUGUAUGGAACCGUAUUGGCUGGACUAUUCACUGGUACACUGGCGAUGGUGUUUGAACUGGAACAACUGAUUCACAUGAUGUCUAUAGGCACUCUACUAGCUUACUCUAUGGUCGCCUCCUGUGUGCUACUGUUAAGAUACGAGCGCGGGCAUUCGACCCAUAAGCCAGUGGAGCCCCUGAACUUAUCCGUUCGUGGCGUUUUGAGGCAACUUGUGAAUGCUGACAAAUUGACUGCACCCUCCAGGCUUAGCUCCGCGCUAGUCACUGCGCUAGUCACCUUGUACGGCGUGUGGUGCAUGGUGUUGAUGGUGAUAGUGCAGAGAUAUGGUGCGUCCAUAUUGACAGGCGGGGCGGGCGCCAGUGCGGCGAUCGCUUCCGCUUCCGCUCUUGUUGUGGGCACUCUCUACGCUAUAUCUACGCAACCUGUGUCGGAUAAGAAGCUAGCGUUCUCGGUGCCUUUAGUACCGUGGCUGCCGGGUAUCAGCAUCCUUAUCAACGUAUACCUGAUGCUCAACCUGGACUAUAUGACGUGGGUUCGAUUCGCUGUCUGGAUUGCAGCAGGUUUAAUAAUCUACGCCACAUAUGGAGCUUGGAAUAGCUCAGAACGACGUCGAACCCCGGACGGCGUGCCUCUAGCCGAGCUCCACAGUAACAGUCACACUGCUCUAUUGAACCACGGGACCAACGGGAUCGCGCACGUGAUUGGCUGACAGCCGGCCAAUCAGAAUCCGGUCAGUCCCAGCGGCACUGUUAUCUCUUUCAUAUCCAGCAUAUAGUAGUUUAAGAUAAGUGAUAAGUCACAGGUUAAAAUUAAUAAAAUCUAUUUGUUUCUUAGGUUUUCACGCACAUCACUCAUUAAAUAAAACUAGUUUUUACGGGUUAAUUCACGAAACUUUAUUUAUUUAUUGA